CCCAUUUAGCGACUUGCUUCACUUCACUUCUUCAGAUCCAUCAAUGACGGACGCCUUUUAUGUCGUACACCCAUGACCCACAUGGGCAUGGGAUGGGUCACCUCGCAGACUUUUUUUUUUUCCCAAUGGCCCAAUUACCCAUUUUUUUUUUGCGUAUGUGUGCGGAGCGGUGUUGGAUAUGUUGUGUGUGUGUGUGCCUCCAGGUAUCGAUUGGGGCGGGGUAACGAUGACGAUCCUGGAGCUCUGACGUCGAUAUGUAACUCGAGUUGUACGCUUUCCAGGCUAUGCUUCACAGAGUCGAAGAUGUGUUAGUAAUACGUGUCAGAGAACGAAGCAGAUCAGGGGUGAAGAUAGUAAAUGUCGA
Guyanagaster necrorhizus is the source of this 364-nucleotide messenger RNA. RefSeq lists its product as uncharacterized. Bases 73 to 312 code for a protein of 79 amino acids. Lineage: Eukaryota; Fungi; Basidiomycota; Agaricomycetes; Agaricales; Physalacriaceae. The record is from RefSeq and is a predicted model, not a curated record. The transcript has a single exon.